GCGGGUGGGUUGUUGGCGAGCCUAAAAGAUUCAAAGAUGAGAGUGGUAGGUGAAACCGCGAUCGAAUAAUAUAGGAAGGAGAAGAGAGUUGGUGAUGAUAAUUGAGUGAUAUGGGGAUAUACGAGGCCGUGAUGGAAGAGAUAACGGCGUUUACAGGGCUAUCACCGGCGGCCUUUUUCACAAUCGCCGGUAUGAUGGUCGUUGUUUACAGAUACGUUACCGGGAUGUUUGUUUCUGCCGAAGAUUACAACAAGCCUCCCGUGGUCAAUUCUGAAUUUGUGAGCAAGUAUUUCGAUCCCGCCACAACCACCGCACCAAGCUCAGUCCAAGUAGUCGGGGAUAUGACGGAGCAAGAGCUUAGAGCUUAUAAUGGGUCUGACCCCAGUAAGCCCCUUCUCAUGGCCAUCAAAGCUCAGAUCUACGACGUCUCCUCCUCCAGGAACUUCUAUGGUCCGGGUGGGCCGUACGCAAUGUUUGCCGGAAGGGAUGCGAGCAGAGCGUUGGCGCUUCUGUCUUUCAAACCCCAAGACAUUAACGGAAACAUAGAAGGACUCGGUCCCGACGAGCUUCAGAUUUUGCAGGACUGGGAAGAUAAAUUCGUCGAGAAAUAUGUCAGGGUUGGACAACUCGUGCAUGACACUGAUUCUGAGGCUUUGCCACAACCAACCCAAGAGACCCAGCAAAUUUGAGAGAUCAAAUUCCCACUCCACUUUCAUUAACUUGUUGACGGCAUCUUGUGUUAUAUUUCAUAAGACUCGCUAUUCUUUGUGCAUAGUAUCUCCUUUUACGAUUUUGUUUCAAGA
This is a messenger RNA of Argentina anserina (silverweed cinquefoil), 803 nucleotides long. Its product is annotated as probable steroid-binding protein 3. The transcript is spliced from 2 exons. The record is from RefSeq and is a predicted model, not a curated record. Lineage: Eukaryota; Viridiplantae; Streptophyta; Magnoliopsida; Rosales; Rosaceae. Gene Ontology annotation, cellular component: membrane; endomembrane system; endoplasmic reticulum. The coding region runs from base 111 to 689 and encodes 192 amino acids.